AUGCCGCAGCGUUCGGUCUCUCGUACACUGCAGGUGUCCAUCGUCAUAGGGACGCCGCAGCUGCUGCAGCAACUGGCUAACUGCGCCCAUCGCAAUGGCACUGCUGUGCCGUCGCUGCGAAAGAUGGCCUCGGUGGGCUACUGCCUUCCGGCAAGAACACGUGACGCUGUGCAGCGCGCCUUCACGCUCACCUGGCUGCGGCCGUGCUACGGGUUGACCGAGGCCUGCGGCAUUGUUGCCGCCUUCGUCGACGGCCAUUUCUCCUCCAACGUUCUGGGCUAUCCAGGGCCCAUGGUGCAGAUGAAGGUCUUAGACUUGGAGUCAAACGAGCGGCUUCCACCUCGACGGCCCGGCGAGAUCGUCGUCAGGAUUCCAUCCAUGAUGAAGGGCUACCUCAACAUGCCAACAAAAACCGCGGAGACGAUUGAUAAGGAAGGCUGGCUUCGAACCGGAGAUCUCGGCUACUACGACGAGCGGGGCCAAUUUUACCUGGUGGAGCGGCUCAAGGAUCUGGUCAAGUGCGGCGGCACGCACGUCGCCACGGCGGAGCUGGAAGAAGCGCUCCGCGCCUCUUCCGGGGUGCUCGAAGCAGCCGUGGUGGGUCGGCCGCACGCAGCCUAUGGCGAGUCGCCCGUGGCCGCGGUGGUGGUGAGGGACGACGCCGACGUCACCGCCGACUACGCUCGGCAACUGCGGGAUAUGGUGGCCGCGAGGUUUCCGGCACACAUGCAUCUACACGGCGGCGUUGUUUUCCUCGGCCAGAUGCCCCGCGCUGCCAGUGGAAAGGUAGACAAGAGACUUCUCCGUGAAAUAUGCGCCGCCGCCUCUACGGGAAACAAGAUGGACUGGCCUGUGAUUUCAUCCUGCGCUACUGUGGCCGAAUGAAACUUCACUACUGCGUUUUCCGCGAACGGAACGCAGACUUGCGUGACAAUUUUCUUGGCAUGUAGUUGCCAGGACACUAUAGACCCACAAACCACGCAAUUAACAUGCUGAUAUGACACACUGGCGAACUACAAGUGUUAUAGCAAACAAGUAAUGCUUGGUUCUGCUAGCGCUUCAUUUUGAGGCAUCCAUGCUUCAUUACGCUUAUAGGUGACAGACACCGAAGCAAGAAAGGGUAUUUGGGGAGCGCGAAAUAAAUGUAUCAGGCUUGCUUACAAGUACGUUGGAUGGAGUGCUCCGCGGGAAAAGAGGGGGUGGGGAGGCAGGACUAAGCGUUGGCGGCGCUACGGCUCGCCUCCGGGACGAACAUUCGUGUCACGCGAUGAGAAAUGACACCAAGUGCUUCAAGCUAUCAUUCGGACAACGAAUAUAUAUCGGAUGCUGAUGCUUCAA
Molecule: messenger RNA, 1338 nt
Organism: Dermacentor andersoni
Lineage: Eukaryota; Metazoa; Arthropoda; Arachnida; Ixodida; Ixodidae
Product: luciferin 4-monooxygenase-like
Molecular function (GO): CoA-ligase activity
Source: RefSeq, a predicted model, not a curated record